Molecule: messenger RNA, 597 nt
Organism: Echinops telfairi (small Madagascar hedgehog)
Lineage: Eukaryota; Metazoa; Chordata; Mammalia; Afrosoricida; Tenrecidae
Product: protein FRG2-like-2
Exons: 2
Coding region: 1-597 (198 amino acids)
Source: RefSeq, a predicted model, not a curated record
AUGGGAAUGGAAACUGAAGACCCAGGUUCCCCAGGGCCCUCCAAGAAGCCCGCUGUUGAGCAGACCCCUCACCAACCUACCUCCUUCAUGGAAAGGGGCUCUGGUGUGGAAGAGAAACAACUUUCAAAAGAGGACAAGAUCCUCUCUUCCCAGGCCGGGGGACAAUGCACCCAGAAUCGAGGGGGCUCUCCAGUGACACUGAGAGAGGAGAAAGAGCAGGGCUCAGUCACUCACAAGGAGACCCAGGAUGAACACCUCAAGAAACGCUCCAGAGCUCCACCCAGGCACACCAAGCGGCCCCGAUCCCAGUGCUCAGAGGACCAGCCACCGCCACUUCGGAAGAAAUUGGUGACCACUGUGAGGUCUCUGUGUGAGGCCAUCUACCAGGACGUGGCCCAGGUGCAGGCCCAGCAGGCACAGACCCCUCUGACAUCACAGGAGCUCACAUACCUCUCCCAGCUCCGAGACUCACUUUACACCACCACCCAGACCCUCUACACCAUGUCCAGCCAGGCAGCCUACCUCUUCCCUGCUCAGGGCUGGAUGGACCCGACUCCACAGCCCCCGGCCAGGGACACAGACCCACAUGGAAGAUGA